GGACUGCACCUCGUCACAGUGCACCUGGCGUGACGUCGAUAUGCCGAUUUUCCAUAGGCGUCCGAUGACUCUCUAAAUCACCAGGACGACGCGUGGGGAAGCGACAAAAUGCACAGCCUGAUCCGGCACCAGCGUCGGCACUCUUGUUUCUGCGCCGGGCCCACGUCGCCUGCAUAGACGAGGCAAGACUGAUUCUGGUCCAGCUGGCGGGCACCAUCUUGGAAUUAUCACUGAUUUUGGUCCGCCACGUUGGGUGCCACUUGCGAAUUUGCCUUUUGAAGCCCACGAUGGCCGCCUUGACCCCGACCGCGCGCGAGAACAGCAGCCAGCAAGACGAAGCCCACAGCUUCCGCGGCCACUGCCUCUACAAGACUGGCAAGUGCAAGAACGAGCGCGCGCUCAAGACGAACGGCCAAGCCCACAACCUCUGCGACGAACACCGCGCAAAACAGAACCAAAACCAGCGCAAAAUGGACUCCAAGAUGCGCCAGAAACGCCACUACUCGCCGUACGAGUCGCCGCAGAGCGCCCACAGCUACGACGAGCCGCUCCCGUACCCACCGUCGUCGAUGCCGCCCAUGAAUGGGCCGUACCCGGCCUACCCGACCAUGAUGUACCCGCCCGCGUAUGGCUACUACGAGAACCGACAAGGGUACGCUCAUGUGCACCACCCGCCGAUGCCAGACGUCGGCGACCAGAUCACGGUGCCGACGCCGUCGUAUCUCAAGGGCGAAGCGCGGGAAGCGUUCCGGUCCCGCGUGCUCCAGAAGCUCGUCAACAUCAUCUCGGAGGAAGUGACGGCGAUUCCGCCGCCACCAUCCAUGUACAGCGCGCAUACCAGUGUCUAUGAAGACGGCCUCCCGCCCCAGCGUCUGCCAUCGCUGGCGUCGCGCAUCUCGCGGCACAGCGUCCCGUCGCCCGAGGCCAAGCCGUGAAGCAUUGGUCGGCCUUAUUAAUUUAUUUUGUUUUGUCUCGAUGGA
This is a messenger RNA of Saprolegnia diclina VS20, 980 nucleotides long. RefSeq lists its product as hypothetical. Lineage: Eukaryota; Oomycota; Saprolegniomycetes; Saprolegniales; Saprolegniaceae. The coding region runs from base 288 to 935 and encodes 215 amino acids. The record is from RefSeq and is a predicted model, not a curated record. The transcript has a single exon.